GUCUUAUUUGAUGUCUACUACGAUAGCACACACUUGACUAAUGCAAAGUGUACAGCAAGGUGCAAAAAGCUCGCAGUUCAACCCGCUCUUUUUCUACUGAUCUGCGGAAUCUACAAACGAUUUAAAACUCUGUGGCACGCUAACCGGAAGGAGGAAUUUUAGUGACGUAACAAGAUAACCGGAAGAGAUGGAGGUGGUUAGAAACUCCGUGAAAUAGUAAUUGGAUAUAGUGUUGUGUUGGAAAUAGAAAGAAAGAGAAAACAAAUCGAAUUGUUCGCAGUAGGGACUGUGAGAGAAAGAGCAAAGAGCAGCAAAACGGAAACCUAGGGAGAAUCAAAAUACAGUUAUUUAAAGGAAGCUGACGAUAAGAAUGGUAAACAAAUAAGGCCAGGCUGUCAGAAAUAUCACUGUGAAGUACGUGUAUCGCGAAAAAAACAACCAAUACGUUUAACUGUUCAAGUGUGCCAUACCAAGCGGAGUUUAACUACGAUCAAAAACUUACUCGCGAGAUUUUUAUUUACUAACCGCACAUUAUACGCGAGAAAAAAGGAAGAAAAACAACUUCACACCCACUGUCAAUAAAAAAAAAGAAACUGGCACAUUCUGUGACUGUACUCGGAACUACACGCUUUACACAGAAAAUAUGAUUUCAUUAUAUUAUAAAUACUGUAUCGUACUGUUUUCAAAGUGACAGCGAUAUUGUUGCUUUGCUGGUAUAGCUUGUCGGUUAUAUUAAGAAUAAAUACAGAAAGAAAGUUAAUUAAUAAACCGAGCCUCUGAGUGGUUGCCGUUGAUUAUAUAUUGCUGUUAUUAAUAUUGCUACUUUAGACAGUUGUUACUUGGGGUAGCCGCAUUGCUAGUGGUAGGAUGCCGCUACUUUUCCUGGAACGGUUCCCUUGGCCCAGUUUGCAAACGUACACUGGUCUUAGUGCGGUGUUACUGGCUGGCAGUGUACUCAGCGCCUAUCACACUGUGACCGAGCCAGUCCACGAGGAUCUCGGUGCCGAACUAGACAACUCUAAAAUUCUGCACAAUGCGACCACAGGGCAAGAUCAUGAAAUCCACGACAUCGACAGUGGGGUGGCUACAGACAUAUUCUGGUACCUCGUUUCAGACAGUUUCUUUGUAUGGGUUCUUGUAAACACAGCCUGUUGUUUCCUGAUGCUAAUUGCUAGAAUUAUCCAGUACAUGGUGUUUGGCCCCUUGCGUGUCAGUGAGAGGCAGCACCUGAAGGACAAGUUCUGGAACUUCGUCUUCUACAAGUUUAUAUUUAUCUUCGGGGUCCUGAAUGUCCAGACUGUGGAGGAGGUUGUGAUGUGGUGCCUCUGGUUUGCAGUGUUGGUUUUCUUGCACCUCAUGGUCCAGCUAUGCAAAGAUCGCUUCGAAUAUUUGUCUUUCUCACCCACCACCCCGAUGAGUAGUCAUGUCCGAGUCCUGUCCCUGCUGGUGUCCAUGCUGCUUUCCUGCUGUGGGCUGGCUGUAGUGUGUGGGGUGGUUGGCUAUAUCCAGGGAAUGCACACUGUUGCCUUCAUGGCUGCAGAGUGCCUGCUAGUCACAGUCCGAACAGGUCAUGUCAUCAUGCGCUACACUAUCCACCUGUGGGACCUCAAUCACGAAGGCACCUGGGAGAGCAAGGGUACCUAUGUGUACUACACAGACUUCUUCAUGGAGCUGACCUUGCUCUCCUUGGACUUGACGCAUCACAUUCACAUGUUGCUCUUUGGUAAUAUCUGGCUGUCCAUGGCCAGUCUGGUUAUUUUCAUGCAGCUUCGGUACCUCUUCCAUGAAGUUCAGCGCAGGAUUCGCCGUCACAAAAAUUACCUUCGAGUGGUUGGAAACAUGGAGGCGAGGUUUGCCGUAGCCACUUCUGAAGAACUGGCUGCCAACAAUGAUGACUGUGCAAUCUGCUGGGAUUCAAUGCAAGCCGCUCGCAAACUGCCAUGUGGGCAUCUUUUCCACAACUCCUGCUUGCGUUCCUGGCUGGAACAGGAUACCUCCUGCCCUACGUGUCGCAUGUCCCUGAAUAUCAACGAGAACAGCAGAGCCAGGGAAGACAGGCAGAGGGAGAACUUGGGAGAAAACAUUGGGCCAGUGCCGGGAGUUGAGGCCAGGCCUCACAUCAACCACCACAACCACUUCUUUCAUUUCGAUGGCUCCCGGAUUGCAAGCUGGCUGCCCAGUUUCUCAGUGGAAGUGAUGCACACAACUAACAUCCUUGGUAUUACACAGGCUAACAACUCCCAACUCAAUGCUAUGGCACACCAAAUCCAGGAAAUGUUUCCCCAAAUCCCUUACCACCUAGUGCUCCAGGACCUGCAGUUAACACGUUCAGUAGAAAUUACCACUGACAACAUUCUGGAGGGGAGAAUCCAGGUGCCAUUCCCCACACAACCAAGUGAGCAAUUACCCCUGGAGCUCAGUCCAGGCACCAAUGAGGCUGCUGGAGCCAGUGGAAGCUCUGAGAAUGUACCCAAUGAGACAGAGGACUUUGAAGCCAGGGGGAGUCGCUUCUCCAAGUCUGCUGAGGAGAGACAGAGAAUGCUUCUGCAGAGGAAGGAGGAGCUUUUACAGCAUGCUCGCAGGCGAUAUCUUAGUAAAAGCCCUGAUCAGGAGGAAGAGGAGGAUGAAGACGAGGAUGAAGAAAGUAUCCUCUUCUCAGAGCGGAGUUCCUCUAGUACAGACUCUCUCACAGUGCGCCGCAGGAUGCUGGCGGCUGCUGCAGAAAAGAGAAUGGAGAGGCAGCAGGACCCUCUGCUAUAAGGACUUCUGGAGGGAGAUACAAUGAUGCUUGAUCUUUAUACCAGCAGCGGCAAAUUCUUCUUGAGUAAACUGACUGGAGCAGUGUCACAGUUACAAAGGAAAAAACUAAAACAACAACAAAAAAGGCAAAAUGAAGCUUUUUUUUUUUCCUUCCACAUCUCACCGACAAAAUAAAGUUGUUUUUUUUAAUGUGAGCAUGACACUUUGCCUAAAUUGCUUGGCUGUUUUUAGGUUGCCUUAGAAAGACAGACCUUUGUGGGACUGUUAUCAUAGACUGUUGCUGUUAACAAAGCCAAAUACUGUAGCAUUUAGCUUUUAAAAUCUACGUAUAUAUUUUUAGACACAAGGACAGAUAAAAUGACAAGGUAUAUGGCAUUUGGUUAUAUCAAAUGCAGAGUGAUUUCUAUUGGUUUAAAUUAAUUUCCUAAAAUUCCUGUUUAAAUUAGCCAUCUUAUUUGUCCAAAUGAUUUAAAACAGAGAAAGGACUUGUGUCUAUUUUUGUAGAGAUGCAGGCACUUGGUCUGAGAAUCUAGCAGCAGAUCAAGUUGCAGAUUUAGGAAUCGCACACCCCUUUAGUAUUUGAAAAGAUUUCGUACUUGGGAGUGGCAAAACUGUGGACUGUACUGCUGAGAAGCAAUGGGGAAAAAGUUCUGUCAUUCAUUUUCUGUUUGCCAUAUAAAGUAUCGCAUCUAAGGAUGGGUUAAUAUUUAACAGGUUACGCAUUUUGGAACCUAUUUAUGCAGCAACAUGUCAAACAAUCAAAGGAAUAUAUAACCCAAAUGGUCUGUUUACAGCUUUUUCAAAAAUGGUAUGAGGAUGUGCACAACAAACACGUCUUGUGUUUUUACUGAGAAGAAAAUCUUGAAGCUGCAGACAGGAAGCAUACAUUUGCAUUUAUAGUAUUUAUAGUUUUGUUUAGCAUUUUGAUAGUCUGAAUAAGCUUGCUUUUGAGUAAAAGAUUAAAAGCAUUAUAUUAAGAGCUGCUGAUUCAAAUGUGGAAGUUUCUUCUGAGGGCUAAGUUUGAUAUGUAUUCAAGAUUAAAUAGUGCUCCUACAAUUAAAAUAGCACUCCCAUAAUAUCAGUCAGUCUAGAUAAAGCAAGAGGCUAAUCAAAAGCUUAUCAUAAGGACUUAGAAAUACUAAAAGAAACAAGAAAUUGAAUGACAAAUGUUUCCACUAGAAGUCUCUUCUUUUUGGAGACAUUGAAGAGACUUGUGGUCGAAAUGUAUUUCUAAGUUCAGCACUGUUGAAUGUUUAAUAGUUCUGGAUGAGUCCUUGUUAAGACUAAGCAUUUACCCACGUUUGUUCUUUUAGUGCCGCUAUGAUGCUUUAAAGCAGUGCUGAUGGAUGAUGUGCAGAUCUCAAAACAAUUGUAUACAAGAGAGCAAUUUUUCCAGAUUUUUACUUGUAAUAAUUUGGCUGCAACACCUGAAGUACAUUGUUUUUAUAAUUUAAAUGUUGGGAACCUCAUGUACCCCAAUGAACACUAUUAGAGUCCCAACAUUUAGUUGCACUCUGAUGAAAUCCAAGCAAUUACCAAGGUUUUGUUGAGAUUGUGUUUGAUUCCCUUGGAGGUUGCACCAGCAUUUACAUUUCCCUUAUGUCAUAAAAAAAAGCUUUGUAUGUAAGAAGAAUUUCAGUGUUCCAGAUGUCGAUGGAUCAUGUUUCAAAUGUCAUUGUGUUACUUAGUCCUGCUGCACAAAAAUAUCUUUGUAGCAAAAGUUGUAAAGGUAUUUGUUAUUAUGUGAACCAUGCAACCAACCACAGCUGUGUUACAUGUAUAUUUCUACCAUCCCAACUACAGUAUUUUAUAUUGUCAAGCAAUACGGUACUAUCGUCCAUGUUGAGACUUCUGCAGAUGGGUUUACCAACUGAGAACAAGUUUUAUGAAACUGGAAAGGUAUAAUCUAUUUGAUUCUUUUUGAUAACCCCCAAAACAUUUGUGCCCAAGUAAAAAGAGGACUACAGCAUAAUGUGCACAUUAUAUAUAUAUAUAUAUAUAUAUAUUCAUUCUUUAGAAGCUGAUUAUACAUAGAUUUUUGUAACUCAUUUUUUAAUGACAAAACACUGAUUUUUUUUUAUUAAACAUUUUGCUCGCCCUGCAAAAGGUAAAAAGCUGCAGAGCUACAAUAGAAGCCUUUAACCAAACCUAACUUAAUUUUUUGAAGUGAUGCAUUUAUUUUACUCUUUUUAAAAAGUUUCCAUUUAUCUAGACUUCAGAUUGUCUGCUGUUUUGUUUGAGCUUUUAAUUGUUCAAUAAAUAAACUGCCAUUA
Molecule: messenger RNA, 5033 nt
Organism: Acipenser ruthenus (sterlet)
Lineage: Eukaryota; Metazoa; Chordata; Actinopteri; Acipenseriformes; Acipenseridae
Product: E3 ubiquitin-protein ligase AMFR-like
Exons: 13
Coding region: 868-2760 (630 amino acids)
Biological process (GO): ubiquitin-dependent protein catabolic process; endoplasmic reticulum unfolded protein response; protein K48-linked ubiquitination
Cellular component (GO): endoplasmic reticulum; ubiquitin ligase complex; cytosol
Molecular function (GO): ubiquitin binding; ubiquitin protein ligase activity
Source: RefSeq, a predicted model, not a curated record